Molecule: messenger RNA, 4008 nt
Organism: Sapajus apella (tufted capuchin)
Lineage: Eukaryota; Metazoa; Chordata; Mammalia; Primates; Cebidae
Gene: CCNL2
Product: cyclin L2
Exons: 7
Coding region: 2372-3271 (299 amino acids)
Biological process (GO): regulation of transcription by RNA polymerase II
Cellular component (GO): nucleus
Molecular function (GO): cyclin-dependent protein serine/threonine kinase regulator activity
Source: RefSeq, a predicted model, not a curated record
UUGGCCUCCCAAAGUGCUGGGAUCACAGGCGUGAGCCACCAUGCCCAGCCUUGAGUGCUUUUCCCUGUUUGCUGAAAGUAUGUUCAUACUGUGUUUUGGCGAGUUGGGAACUGGGGUCCAGAGCCGUGUAGGUUAGGCCAGCCUCCCUGGUGGAAAGUACUGAAGACGAGAAUGAAACCAGCCCGUGAAGAAGGAGGCCUCUGCCGUGGGUUGUGCGUGCAUGCAUCCUGCCUGGCUGCCAACGCAGACAGCAGGUGCAUCCGCAAAUCUCCCUCCCAUGGAGCUGUCUGCCAGACAUGUGGCCCAGAGCCACUCCUGGGAUCUAGCAUGAGGCUCUUGUUUGCUGCAUGGACACCCACGAGAUCUGAAUUCUGGGCUUUUAAGGUUCUUGCUAAUAACUACCUGACCCGUAUCUUCCAGAUAAUCGUUAUGUACCUUCAGGUGUUAGAGUGUGAGCGUAACCAACACCUGGUCCAGACCUCAUGGGUAGCCUCUGAGGGUAAGUGACUAAGACUUCUCCUCUGCUGUCCAAGCGCUUUGGUGCAGGGACAGCGGCGUCUUCAGCCAAUCCAGUGCAGGCUCUCCACCGAAGGCUGGCCCUAGACUGGUGGUACGCGCACAUAGCAUAGCCAUGGCCGACUGCUGCUUGUGGUUCUCUGACGAUUGUGCUUCUUGUUAAUCCUCUGUCGUGCUUUGGUAAUUGUAUUGAUUAGAGUUGGUAACUGUCUUGACUUGAAUUUUGUCCCUUUAAAACUGCUGUACCUGUAUGAUAAAGAUGCAGUACCUUUCUCUUAAAAAAAAAAAAAAAUGGCGUGGAAAGCUGUCAGAAUUGAAGUGACAAAUUGGCUGGGGGGAACCCGCCUGUCCGUGGGAGAAGUCUCGAGUUGCUCUUUCAGCAGCUUUGUGUGACGCAUUCUAGUAAAGGUGUGCAUCUUUAAAUUAUUCCAUGGAUACUUUUAAAAAAUAUUGUAACACUUCAAAUAAUAGCAAUAAGUUUAUAUGUUCUGAAGAUUGCAUUUGUUUUUAAGACUUAAAAGUUAAUGGAUUAAUAUUAUUACCACUUGAAUACUGAAAAUUGUUUAUUACAAACCAAAAGGUUACUGAUUGUUGAUCUGUGUUUGAGCUGCUCACUGCUCCCUUGCUUCAGGGGGUGUGGCUGCACGGCUGUCACACAGAUUCCCUCUUGAUGCCUGGAGCUGCUUCCAGAGCCACGUGCCUCUAGGCACCUGUAGAACUUACCCAUUUAGAAGUCUCUGAGUGAGUCUGUGUUACCUUCUCCAAGGUUUAUGUAGGACAGAGAUGGGGGGAGGGUAAUCCUUCAGAUCCUUGCAUGACUCGUCUCAUCUGUGGGUGCAGCCCAACUCCAAGGCUCACCGUUACUGGGGUACGUGAGGAGCAGUGAAUAUAAGACCAGAUCACCUGUCCUCAUGGGAUCAACCCUUUUUGUUAUUGCAGUAUUCUUAAAGCUAGUAUAAGGUCUGGUUUUAGAGUGUUAAAUCUUAGAUGUAUCUAAAGGAAAAUGCUAAAAAAGUCAGUUUUUAAAUGCUUUAAAAAGAUGUGAAUUUUUGUAUUUUUAUAGCUUCUAAAUAUGAUGAAAUUUAAAGAAUGUACUGUGAUGAAACGUUCAGUAUUGUGUUGCUUCUGAUUUUAUGAAUGUUCAUUUUAAGACUCCUUGUUGAAAUGGGACAGUUGGCAGCGGCUCUGGUGAGCCCAAGAAGAGGCCUGCCCUUGGGUGCUGAGCCUCCCUCUGCACGACGCUCCCAUGCGUCCAGCUUACACCCAGGGGGCUUUUCCCUCUUCCAAGCGGACUCCUUCAAGCAAGCUGCAGCUCGGUCACCAGAGAAGGGCCCUGCCGCCGGCGGCCUCGAGGAAGAGGAGGGAGAGGACGGCAGGAGGACGCCCUGUGUCCCAGCAGCCGCCGGCUCUGUGCCCAGCCAGUUCAUUGAGUUUGCAUGUUUCUCUGCACUAUGGAUUUUGAGCAUUUAGAUUUCUUUAAUCAAAAGCGUUUUAGUGACUACAGUAGACGUUCUCUUUUGGAGGCAUCAUGCUUUGCAUGAGAGCAGGCCAAAGCUGAGGGGAAAAGUCAAGUUAAAGUCGGUUCUCUUCCAUAGCAACACACGUUGUCUGACAUUCAGCCAGCUUUUUUUUUUUUUUCUGAUUUUUUCUGUGCCUUUCUGUCCUGUAUUUAGAAAAAGCUAGAAGAUUUCUCCAUUAACUCUUGAGAUUCACUGGACUGUCCAGCCCUGAGUCCUAGCAGUAGACUCCUUAGAACAGUAGUGAAUUUGUCUAGACUUAUCUAGAUAACGCAGGCGGAUGUCCUGGGUUCCCGGGUGGGGCAUUGCAGUUCUUGCGUUUGGUUUCCAGGAAUUACAUGAACGACAGCCUUCGCACAGACGUAUUCGUGCGCUUCCAGCCUGAGAGCAUCGCCUGUGCCUGCAUUUAUCUUGCUGCCCGGACGCUGGAGAUCCCUUUGCCCAAUCGUCCUCAUUGGUUUCUUUUGUUUGGAGCAACUGAAGAAGAAAUUAAGGAAAUCUGCUUAAAGAUCUUGCAGCUUUAUGCUCGGAAAAAGGUUGAUCUCACACACCUGGAAGGUGAGGUGGAGAAGAGGAAGCACGCCAUCGAGGAGGCGAAGGCACAAGCCCGGGGCCUGCUGCCCGGGGGUGCUCAGGUUCCCGACGGCACCGCGGGCUUCUCACCGGCCCCCAAGCUGGCGGAAUCCCCCACAGAAGGUAAGGGGAGCAAGCCUUCCCCACUCUCUGUGAAGAACAGCAAGAAGAGGGCGGAGGGCACCAGGAAGGCCAAGGCAGGCAGCCCCGUGAACGGCUUGCCCAAGGGGCGCGAGAGUCGAAGUCGGAGCCGGAGCUGUGAGCAGAGCUACUCCAGGUCCCCAUCCAGAUCGGCGUCACCUAAGAGGAGGAAAAGUGACAGCGGCUCCACGUCUGGUGGGUCCAAGUCGCAGAGCCGCUCCCGGAGCCGGAGUGACUCCCCACCAAGACAGGCCCCCCGCAGCGCCCCCUACAAAAGCUCUGAGAUUCGGGGCUCCCGGAAGUCCAAGGACUGCAAGUAUCCCCCCCAGAAGCCACACAAGUCUCGGAGCCGGAGCUCGUCCUGUUCUCGAAGCAGGUCACGGGAGCGGGUGGGUAAUCCGGGGAAAUACAAGAAGAAAAGUCAUUACUACAGAGACCAGCGACGGGAGCGCUCCAGGUCGUACGAACGCACCGGCCGUCGCUACGAGCGGGACCACCCUGGGCACAGCAGGCAUCGGAGGUGAGGCGGGGUUGCAGAGACUGGUGGGCACAGGCCCUUCCCGGGGAGGUACCUGAUGGCUGCCCUGUGACCCCUGGGUGCGCUCCCUUAGCGCAAGUGGCCCUGUGAUAGGGUUCUUUUUGGAAAUGUAUUUUGACUGGACCUUGGUGGAUUUGGAAAUGGAAUUGGGGGGCCGGUGACAUGCACUUCAUUCAUGCCGGUCUGAGGGGCGGCACACAUCUGGGCUGUGCAGGGCCCCACGGCGGCGGCAGCGGCGGCUCUGAGGGCGGCUGGAUGAAAACGGGAACACACACGCUCUGGUUGCGUGGCCUGGUGCUAUUGGCAGCCCCCUCUCCACUCCCCGACCGACACUCAAUUACGGGAAGCCAAGAAAGAUGAUUUUUAGAACCUUUGCCUAUAUUAGGUUGUACUUAUGUACAUAUUUUGCAGUGUUUCACAAGAGAAAAUGGCCUUAACUGCCCCUUAUUCUCUCUCCAUGUUGUAAAUAAACAUGUGUUUAAUACAAGUUAAAGCUAUAUAUGAAAACUCAGAACUUUAAUCCUGUCAGCUUAAAACUUGUAUAGGGAAUCCUGACUUUUAAAAUGUGACGGUAUUUGGAUCUGUGUUGAAAGUCAUAUAUUUUUAUCUGUGCAGUGCUGAGUGCAGGCCACCAGCUCCUAAUAGAGGUUCCCUAUGAGUGCAUUGGACAUGGUAAAUAAACACAUCUCUCUCCACUCAGGAUAUCUGGAGCGUUACAGACUU